UUUUAUUUGUCAUUCAAUUUACAUAUUUUCAUAUUUUAUACAAAGUUUAUUAAUUUUUACAUCUAAAAUUAUGAAAGUUCGUAAGAGAAUUCUUUAUACACCAAAUAUUAGUUUCAGAAGUACACGAAAUAGCUAUAAUUCAAGUUUAUUUAAAGCAAAAAGGGAAAUUUUGAAUUUUGAGGAGAAAAUAACUGCCAAGAAUGCUUGGAAAUUACAAAUUAUUGAUAUGCUUAAACCUCUCUGUCAAAAAUCUGGAAAAGAUGCUCUACAGGUAGCAAGUACCUCAAUAGACAUCAGUGCAAAGGUGUAUGGGAUCAGAGUUGAUGAUGUUCACUCUGAAGGAUUAAAGUUAGCCAAUAAUAUGGCAAGAGUAGCGAAUACUAACCAGGCAGAUAAUGAUGAAGGAGAACAAUCUGAGGGAGAACAGGAAAAUGCAGCAGCCGCUACUAAGAAAAAGAAAAGAAAGAGACAGAACCAAACAGGAGUGAAAAGUACCAUAAACAAAAAUCCCAAAGGUAAUCUUGGAAAAUUACCCAAAUUGGAGCCAACAGAUUUUACGACUAGAGUGAAACCAGACGCAGGAACUAUUGAUAAUCUAUUUACAAAUAUGUUGAAAGAGACAUCUAAUUGCUUUAUUUUAUUAGAUAAAAAUAAAAAGUUCUUCGAAGAGUCUGAUUCUAUAGUUAAAAAAGAGGAAAAAAUAUCCAUGAAGAAUAUAAAAAUUCCAAAAACAGUUGGUAGUAUAAAUCCUGCCUUUAACGACUUCAUUGUUGAUGUAUGGGAUCCUGACCAAGAAGAAAAAAAUUUCAGAUUAAAUGAAAACUCAUUGCUUUCACAAAUACAACCAGUUGUGUUUGAUGACCAUGGUUUCCCAAUACCUGAAUUAGAUGGUUCUAUACAUGACAUAUUUGAAACCAAUGAUAUGGAUGUUGAUGACGAUGACGAUGUGUGUGAAGUAAGACAAGCAAACUCUAUACUCCCACAGAUGCGAGAUAGUGUCCAUGUUGUUGAUUACAGACCUAUGGAAAUGAGUAUACAAACUUCAGAAUAUUCUUUUAAUCCUGUUGUAAGGACUUCUAAUGGAAAAUACAUCGAUCAAAUAUGGGCUGGACCGAGCCAUUGGAAACUGAAGUUUAUCAGAAGGUAA
This is a messenger RNA of Diabrotica balteata, 1147 nucleotides long. NCBI's taxonomy places the organism in Eukaryota, Metazoa, Arthropoda, Insecta, Coleoptera, Chrysomelidae. The record is from the annotation of a GenBank genome assembly.